GGGUCAUGUUCGCGUACAGUUCGUUCGCGAUAUCGGCGUAUAAACGAAAUGCGAUUUUUAGAACGAAAAAUUCAUUAAUAUCGUCCUUUUAAUGUGUUCAGUCUCUUAAAAGAUAUUGUUCAGUGAUUAUCGCGAUGUAUAAUAAGUUUUAAUUUGCGUUUUCUCUAGAAAAGAAGGCGGGAUUAUCAAUGUAUUUGACAGAAGGCGAUUGAUGUGUGGAACGCACGUCGGGACUGGUGAUGCGGUGGCAAAAUGAGACCGGAAUGGCGAUGGAUAGUGGUCGUUUUAAACGUCGUCGGAGCCCUGUCUCCGGUUAUUAAGAUAGGGGCGUUAUUCACGGAGGACGAGCGCGGCGGAAGCGAGGAGCUGGCCUUCAAGUACUCCGUGUACAGGAUCAAUAAGGAGAGAAGCGUCCUGGCUAACAGCACCUUGGUAUACGACAUCCAAUACGCUCCGGCCAAGGAUACGUUUAAGACUUACAAACGAGCGUGUUCGCAAGUCAAGUCUGGCGCGGUGGCCUUAUUUAGCAGCGGAGGCGACCUUCUCGGUUCGACCCUGGACGCCAUCUGCAGGUCUCUGCACGCGCCCCACAUGCUGGUCGCCCCGCAAACACGACCUACGUUAAACAACGAAUCAUUUACGAUAAACCUGUAUCCGCCGAGGGGUUUGCUAAAUGAAGCCUUCGGAGACCUCAUUGGAUAUCUGAAUUGGACCAGAAUGGGGGUUCUAUACGAAGAUUUUGGUUACGGGGAUCUGAGUAUACUGGACAUCGCAAAAGACGGACGCGACAUGUAUGCGGUGCGCUGCGUUGACCCAAAGGACUACAGGAAGUCCCUGAUACAACUGAAGGCUCAAAGGAUAAAGAACGUUAUCGUGGACACUGAUCCCGCGAGGUUUCGGCAGCUGGCAAGAGCCAUCCUACAAUUGCAGAUGAACAGCGAAGAAUACCACUACAUAUUCACGUCCUUUGACAUGGAGCUCUUCGAUCUCGAAGACUUCUAUUACAACAGAGUGAACAUGAGCGGAUGGAGGCUGGUGGAUCGGGACUCAGAUAAAGUAAAGGACGCUCUACAGGUCAUGGAAAAGUUUCAUCCGAUCGGAGCCUCAAUACUAAGUGGAGGACACAUCAGGACAGCACCAGCACUGCUAUACGACGCCGUCCAGGUUCUAGCCUUGGCGAUGUCUUCCACGGAGCUGGUGCAAACGAAGAACGUCUCCUGCGACAAGGACAGUCCCUGGCCGCACGGAAGGGGCCUUCUGGAGAACAUCAACACGGUUCAAGCCCACGGCCUGACGGGACCGAUACAGCUCAAGGACGGUAUCCGGACCAACUUUAGCCUCCAGCUCAUGAGGUUAUCCGGAGGGGAAACGGGAGGGACAGUGCUGGCUGGUGAAUGGAGACCCGGCGAGGGUCUAGUGAUCACUGAUCCCGCGGCUUACAGACGGGACCCUCCUCCUAACGUCACGCUCACUGUGGUCACCGUUGAAGAAAAACCGUACGUGAUGGUUAAGGAAGGCUGGAACUUACAAGGGAACGCCCGCUUCGAAGGGUUCUGUAUCGAUCUCCUGGCGAGGGUGGCUGCCAGAGCUGGCUUUCACUACCGGCUUCGUCUGGUGCCGGACAAUAUGUACGGAGCUAGGGACCCGGAGACGGGCCAGUGGAACGGCAUCGUGAGGGAACUGAUGGACAGGAAAGCUGACAUUGCCGUUGCGUCCAUGACGAUAAACUAUGCGCGGGAGGCGGUCAUAGAUUUUACGAAGCCUUUCAUGAACCUCGGGAUCGGAAUACUUUUCAAGGUCCCGACUUCGCAGCCCACAAGACUCUUUAGCUUCCUGAACCCCCUCGCCAUCGAGAUAUGGCUGUACGUGCUGGCGGCUUACGUGCUGGUCUCCUUCACGCUCUUCGUUAUGGCUAGGUUCUCGCCGUACGAGUGGUCCACGACCACGCACGUGUGCGGUCACGAGACGAAACUCCUCACGAACCAGUUCAGCGUCUGCAACUCAUUCUGGUUCAUCACCGGCACGUUCCUGCGGCAGGGCUCCGGGCUUAACCCCAAGGCGACUUCUACGAGGAUAGUCGGUGGAAUAUGGUGGUUCUUCACGUUAAUAAUUCUGUCGUCGUACACGGCGAAUCUGGCCGCGUUCCUGACGGUCGACAAGACCGUCCUGCCGAUCCAGAGCGCUGCCGACCUGGCCGCCCAGAGCACCAUCCAGUACGGGACCCUAAACGGCGGCUCCACCAUGAGCUUCUUCAGGGAUUCAAAUAUCGACAUAUACAAGAGGAUGUGGCAACAGAUGUCCACAGCAUCCCCGCCCGCCCUGGUCUCCUCGUACGAGGAGGGCGUCAGGAAGGUCCUGACCGAGAACUACGCGUUCCUCAUGGAGUCCACGAUGCUGGACCACAGAGUACAGAGGGACUGUAAUCUGACGCAGAUCGGAGGCCUUUUAGAUUCCAAGGGCUACGGAAUAGCAACCUGGAAGGGCAGCCCGUGGCGCGACAAGAUAUCACUAGCGAUCCUCGAGCUCCAAGAGAAGGGCGUCAUCCAGAUCCUGUACGACAAGUGGUGGAAGAACACGGGGGACGUCUGCAACCGUGACGGGAAGGACAGCAAGGCCAAUCCGCUCGGUGUGCAGAACAUCGGGGGUGUCUUCGUUACUUUACUGUGUGGUCUGGCGCUUUCCAUAGUGGUGGCCAUACUGGAGUUCUGCUGGAACACCAGGAAGAACGCGUCCCAGGGGAGGCAGUCCCUCUGCAGCGAAAUGGGACAGGAGCUGCGCACGGCGAUGCGCGGACGCUCCUCCAGCCGGACCGUGCUGAGGCCGGGGUGCUCGCGAUGCUCCCCCAACACGCACGUGCCCCCGGCGCCCUCCAGAUACGAGAUCCAAGACGGAGGCAGUAGCUCGGUCGAGUUGAAGGAGCUUCGGUGGUCGUAGCACAAGUCGCGGCGGGGAGCCUCCUCGGCCCCCGCCACCCCCGCGCCCCGCCCGCCCCCACGCUGUACCCCCGCGCACCAUCCGACGGGCAGCUUGAGAAGGACAAUGUCCUACGUACUCAAAGAGCCGAGAGAAACGAAAAAGCACGUUCAAAUUGUUAUAUAGCCGUCUCUGUCUAAAUAAUUCGACUAGUCCUCUAUUUAGCGUUAGAUCCAGGAGCACGAGGUCCGGUAGCGAAAAGAAAAAUCAACCAAAAAUGACAGACGUCAAAUUUGACAGCCGUCAUUUAAAAAAGGGGCCUCGAGGCCUUCUUGGAAGUUUUUGGCAGGAACGUGAAAAGCGACGUUGUGUGUAUUAUUUUAUUUUGUCUAUUUAGUGUUUCUACAGGUUUAAAUGUGUAUAAAAGUAAGAGUGGUUUAUUAACUGUUUAGUAUCUGUGAAAUUGUACAAAUGUGGGAAAAUGAAACAAAGACGUCAAAACGAAGACGUUAAAAAAGUCCAAUGAAAAAGUCUCGAUAGAUAACCACCAUUUUACUGAGAUUAUAUUUCGUCUCUUAUCAUCUUAUUACACUUAAUUUCAUGCAAUAUUUCAUAUUAAUCAACUUGAUUUCAUUUCUCUUCGUAUUAUUUUUCAUUAAAAAUAGUACAGAAAAUAUGAAAGUAAGAAAAUAUGGAAGUACCUAGUAAGAGACGUUUUUCGCAAAAUCUACCACCGGAUCGGAAACGCGAUCCACUGAGAAGAUCCUGCGAGAAAUUCAGUGGGCUGUGUCUGUGGGUUAAUUUUCUCACCGAGCCCUUCGUCGCAAGCGACGGGCUUGACGAGAACGCUGAACGAUGCUUGUGGUAACUAAAAGCACCGUUAGUGGAUCGGGAGGAUCCGAAAUGACGUGCUUAGGGUGGCGUCGACUGUUUACUGUUUACCAUUCGGUCCGCAGGAUAAGGAAUUAAUAUUGGGCAACGGCUUCCUCACCCCUAUAAGGUUUCGCGGGAGGAUUAUGCGGUCUUAGAACACCAGGCUCGGAGGUCCAUCCUCUCUUUUUGCUAUCCAUCACCCGCCUGGUGUUGCUACUGGAGCCCACGGACAUAAACAACGUAAAUUACGCCAGCCAGAAACAAGAUUUCUAAGUGUCUGUUCUAUAGUUACCCCACCCUUCAAACUGGUAAGGGUUACUGCUUGGCAGAAAUAGGCAGGAUAGUGGUUCCUACCCGUGCGGACUUGCGGCGUGCGCUCGGCUAGUUAAGAAAACAUCGAAAUAUCUUCGAUCAUAGGUUGCUGAUCAAUCCUAAAUGGAUGCUUUGCAAAUAAAUGCUGUAUUGGGCAUGCCAUAAGAUACAUUUUCCCCUUUUCGGAUUCCAGAAUUGUACUCUUUACAUUCCAUGCUAGUUCAUAUUGCACUUUACUCUCAGACCUUACACAUUGACCUUUGUUCACCUCUGACAUCGUAUUGGCAUUAGUACACUAAUGAUCAUGUUAAUAAUAAAAGCUCUGUCCAUAUAUGUAUAUUCUAGUUGGUUUUUUAAAAGCUAUACUGCCGUUUCAUUCAUCUCACUGAAAAUACUUAAAUAAAAAAAAAAAACUGCCAUUUCGUAAAAUUGUUUACUCUGCAUUAUUUGAAAAGAAAAAUGGCCGACUUAAGCCUUUGACUGCCGUGUAGGUCACCGGUGCCCUACGCGGCGCACUGAAGUAAUUAUGUUGAUUUACCCUUUGUUAAACGAUAUGACAGUGUCAUCACCACAGUCGCAGCUAAUUAAAUAGAUAAUUAAUAAUACAUUAUUAAGGAUAACUUAGAAACAACCGGUCGGAUCUUUACAAAAUUAACAUAAAGGGACCACACUAGAUGCAAUGGCUUCCAAAUAACAAGAAUCAAGGUUUAUCACGAAAUCAGUUUAAUUAAAAAAAAAUACAAUUACGAAUUUAUUCCUUGCUUUAUUAUUUAAGUUUGAAGUAGUUUCUGAGCUAUCGUUAAUAAUACAUAUUAUAUUUUAAUUAACUUCGGCUACAUUGAUGGAGCUCCCGUUCUAUUUUAUAAAAGUCGGUAAACUUUAUUUUUCUUAAAAUUUCGUAUUAAACAAUUAUUUGUAUUAAUCGCUAUGUUCGUAAACUUUGUAGGCAAAAAGAAAUUAAAAAAAAAUCGGCGUUCCAAAUUUUGUACAAAAUGGCGCCUAAAAUAAUUUUGUUUGGCAAAUUGUACUAAUGCAACUACAUUACAUUGUCAACUGUCUGUUUAUUAAUAAUAUUAUAGUUUAUAUACAGUCUAGUCACGCGCGUAUAUUUUAUUAAUAAUAAUAUUAAAAAUAAUUAAGAUUUUUUACGAACAAAUAAUAAGUGUAAUAGUGAUAUUUAGAUUGUACGUAUUAAGUAAGAUGUUGUUUUGACUUCGAUUUUCUAGAGAGUGCCAAAAGUGAAUUUUAAGGUUAUGUGUAUGUACAUUUUGACAAAAUAAUUUUUAAAUUAACAAGUUCGGUCGCUUAUUGUGAGAUUUGCCGGCAGCAAUAUCUUUAGUUUGUUUUGAUUAUAUAAAAAUGUUUUCAUUUCCCACAAUUUGCGAUCGAACUAAGACUGAAUAAAUUGAGUUUUUAUCAACGAGAAAAAUCAAGUUGUUUAAAUAGUACGAAUUAUAAUAUGUAAUUUGGCAUGGAACCAUGUCCAGGUAACUUGGUUUGAUAUUUUUGUUCUAUAAUUUUGUGUCGACAAAGAGCGUAAGGGCGAAUUUACAUUACGAAAUUAGUGGCAUGAAAUUAAUUUCGUGACAUUAGUUUUACCAAUAGUUUCACGUGUAAUUUAAUAUUUUCGUAAUGCAUGCAUUAAUUUCAUACAUGCAAAUAAGUUUCGUGACCUGCGCGGUUUUUUGGUGAAAUUAGUGUCAUGCAACUAAUUUCAUAGUGUAAACGCGACGUGAAACUAAUGUCGCGAAAGGGCCUGCGCUGAGCGGAGUAUUGUUAUGUCGGACGCGCUUCAAGCCUUGAAAAUGGCAAACUAACGAUGGAGUACAGAAAAAAAAGUUAGAUCUUAUUAAUAAAUAUCAGCAAUAAGGGUGUCUCUGGGACCCGAAACACAUACAGUAAAAAAAUAAAAUUAUCUUCACUCAUUCGAAAACAAUUUUUAUAACUAACUUCAUUGCACCUAAGUGCCUUCUUGUUAACCAUCCUCGAAUCUACCAACGUCUUUUUUUUUUCUUGAUAGUCUUUUUUAAGUUUAUAUAUAAGCAUUUCUUUAGAUACAUUGAAUAUAGCAAAAUAUAGCUUUGAUGCCGAUGGUUUUUUUUUUUUUUUUCCUACCUAUGCUGAUAGCCUUGAGAGGCUAUUUCAGCUUCACCCUAACGUUAGUAGGUGAGCUCGCGGGGCUCAACCGGAGAGUUGCUAACACUGACCCUAGCAAGAGCAGUGCUUCGCUGAAUCUACCACCGGAUCGGAAACGCGACCCACUGAGAAGAUCCGGCGAGAAACUCAGUGGGCUGUGUCUAUGGGUUAGUUCGCUCGUCGAGCCCUUCGUCGCAAGCGACGGGUUCGACGAGGACGGUGACCGGUGCUUGUGGUGCCUAAAAGCACCGUUAAUGGAUCAGGAGGAUCCGUAAUGACGUGCUUUGGGCGACGUCGACGGUUUACCAUUCGGUCUACUGGGUCGGGUAUGUAAUUUGACCGAUGGUGCCAUGGUUACUGCGAUACUGUGGAUUUCGCGACACUAAUUUUUUUACGAAAUUACUUUCGCAUAUAUCGACGCUACUUUCGUGAAACUGAGUUCAACAUGCAUAACACUAAUUUCGUAAUGUAAAUUCCGCACAUUAUGGCUAAGUAUUUGGUUUACGCGACAUUUUUCAACUUUACAGGAUAAAAUUUGAGAAAAGUAUCAUGACAAAAAACUUCUUCGGCUAUUUGAAUGGGGAAACUUAAUUGAAGUUCAAAUAAAAACAUCGAAUUGUUGAUGCUAAUGUAUCUAUACUUAGUCUGGCCAUAAAUACUGUUACAAAGGAAAACAAAAAAAAAACUAUGGCAAAUAACAUUUGUUACACUGUAAAGUGUGCUAGUUUAAUACAUAAAUAUUAAACAAUUUAAAUUAUAAAAAGCUUAUUCGAAGUGGUCUCCAUUGGCUGUAAUACAGUCCUUUAAACGUUGAGGCCAGUUAUCAAUAGAAGUACGCACUCUUUCCACGGGAAAAUUUUUCACUGCCAAUCGUACGAAUUGUUUUAGGGACUCCAAAUUAUCAUGGCGUUAAGAGCAAGCCGUACUCUCUAAAACUGACCAUAAAUCAUAAUCCAGCGGAUUAAGAUCGGGUCUUUAGCUCUGAUGAAGUCCGAAACGUUCGUUUCCAACCAAGACUGCGUAGACCGAGCUUUGUGACCUGGCGCCGAGUCUUGCUGUGAGGACCAUUCUUGAUUAUUGAACAUGGUGUUGUUAAGGGGCUUCACUACCUUCUCAAGAAUGGUAUCUUGAUACACUUGUGCCGAUGUUUUGAUGGUACCUUUUUCACAAAAGUAUGGCUCAGUCACUCCUUCAUAGCUAAUACCCCACCAAACCAUCACUGAAGUCGGGUAGUGCCCACGUUGCACUCUGUCGACUAAUUGGGAAGCUUCCUUAGAGCUUUGAACAUAAAUACGGUCAUUUUGUUUGUUAAAAUGUUGCUCAAUUGUAAAAAUUUUCACAUCCGUAAACAAAAUUUUUCUAUGACCUCCCUUUGCGUACCGCUUCAGUAGUUGUCUCGAUUUUACCACCCUAUUCUUUUUUUAAUUAUCAGUUAAAAAAUUACCAGUACAUCUUUUAUAGGCUGCAAGUCCUAAGCCAUCUUUUAAAAUACGCAACAUGGUUCUAGGUGCUAUCUUCAUCUCCCGAGAUAAAAUCUUUUGCUUUCGGACAGGAUUUCCUCGAAUUCUUUCCCUUACUGCUUUGACCACCUUUUUCGUACGAACACUACGUGGACGACCAGAUCUUUUUCUGUCACAAACAGAGGAGGUCUCAUUGCACCUAUUAAUAGCCCGGUACACAAACAUUUUACUAAUACCAAGCGUAUGGAGAGUUUUCAAAAUUGCAUUUGGCUCCAUACCUACUUUGUGUAAUGCAAUCACAGCGAUUCGGUUCUCUUGUAUCACCCUACUCCAUUUUAAUAUCGCAAAAUAUUGUACAAUGUAUUGGCGCCAAAAUGAGGAAACUCAAUGAGCAAUCAUAUAAAAAUGACAGAUUCCAAAUUCAAAUGUAAUAUUUUGUUUAUUUUUAAUUGUAACAGUAUUUAUGACCAGACUAAGUAUAUAAAUGAAUUAUUGUUCGAUAGUCUCGCUAAAACUCGAGAACGUUUGGCUAAUUUUGGUCUUGAAUUAUUUGUCGAAGUCCAGAGAAGGUUUAAAAGUAAAUAAAUAUGAAAAUGCUCGGAAUUAAAUAAAAAUAACAAUUUUGUUUUUCCUUUUAUGUGUCCCCCGUCGGACGGAUUCCUUUAGUUUGUUUUAAGUUUAUUUUAUACAAAAGUUCAGGUCUUUUAUUUAUCGAUUGAGGCACUACGAAGUCUGUCGGGUCAGCUAGUACUAAAUAAAACGUAACUUUAUUUGAAUAUACAAUUUCGAAAAGGGCACAUCUCUGAAAAUGUAAAAUGUUCAGGAAAUGAAAAAAACUGGUUAUUUUCUAAAGCAGUGUAAAAUUUAAACUAUUAAUUUUUGAGAUAUAUUUUAGUGUUAAUUAGCAAUUGAAAAUUACUGGAAAUAUUAUAAAAUGGGUGUAGGUAAGCCUCAAAACUACAUGUGUAUGAAAAAACGUAUUUGACAAAAAAUAUGCGAAAUGUGCCCCUUUCGAAAUUGCAUAUUCAAUUACAAAGAUAAAUGUCGCGUGUUAAGCUAAAUGUCGCUAAACCAAAUAACCUUUCGCCCCUCAAUGUCUCAUCAUUCAAAGUCGAUUGCAACGGCUCCCAAACUUUCGACUCUUGAUUUUUUUUUUUUUUUUUUUGUCUUUUGUUCAAUAAUGUUGAUAAUAUGUAAAAUUGUAUUUUAUUAAAAACUUAUAUUGACUGUUGUUUCAUUCGAAUCGUUACGCGUUGUUAUGUUUGAUUGAUUGUUGUUAAACCUCCGAAUUUGGAAGGAGAACUUCUCGGAGGAUGUGCAAUUUAUUGGUGGUGGGACCUCUUGUGAGUCCACGCGGGUAGGUGCCACCACCCUGCCUAUUUCUGCUGUGAAGCAGUAAUGCGUUUCGGUUUGAAGGGCGGGGCAGCCGUUGUAACUAUACCGAGAUGGGUGGCGCAUUUACCUUGUAGAUGUCUAUGGGCUCGUCCACCCAUAUAAGCAAUAAAAUAAACAUUUAACUUUUAAAUCGGUAUCCGGCAUUUAAAACUGCAUUGAAGUUACACUGUUAUGAAGGUACACCGUAAUUUGUGCAUAUAGUAUCGGUAACCUUCCUAUAUAACACGGUAUUUUACAACACGAUUCCACUAUUACACGAAAAUAUAAAAUCCUCAAAAUCCACUUAUAUAACACGGUACUUCUACAACGCGAUAACGAGAUUUUUGUUUUAAAUUAUUUAGAACAUUACAUUAUUCACUAUGAACAGGCAAUAUAUGGGAAUAACUGAAAUUUUACUGCCUAUUUUUUAUUUUUAAUGAGAAAAAAAAACAUACAAGUCAAGAUGUUUCGUUCAGAAAAAUUACUCUCACUUUUGUACUAGCUUCUAGUCCUAUAAACCACGGUUUUGCACAACACGUGCCUUUGCAGGAACGUAUCUACCGCGUUAUAGGUGGGUUACCUUUGUGCUUAGUGCGAGUUUUUUAACGUUCGUUCUCGAUAGCGUAAUAUUUAAUAUUGUAUGCAGUUGGAACAGCGCCCCUAGCGGCAAACGUAGGUAAACAUUCCAACUCAAUACAAAUUUGAGUUAACUUUUACGCUAUCGAGAACGUUAAAAAAUUCGCAUUAAGCACACUGUAUAAUGUUUCUAAGACCAUCGCAGUAUUUUGUCUCUGUCUAUCUAGCCUGUCAUCGAAAGAGACAUCUGCGUUCGUCUCCGAUAGUACACCAAUUUGUCGGGAUAUUUUCUUUUAUGUGUGUUUGUAUAAAAAGUAUUAUUUAUAAAUUUUUUCUUAAUAAAAAUGAGCGAAUUUUGAGAA
Molecule: messenger RNA, 10006 nt
Organism: Bombyx mori (domestic silkworm)
Lineage: Eukaryota; Metazoa; Arthropoda; Insecta; Lepidoptera; Bombycidae
Product: glutamate receptor ionotropic, kainate 2
Exons: 21
Coding region: 253-2934 (893 amino acids)
Biological process (GO): monoatomic ion transport
Cellular component (GO): plasma membrane; postsynaptic density membrane
Molecular function (GO): ligand-gated monoatomic ion channel activity; signaling receptor activity
Source: RefSeq, a predicted model, not a curated record